This is a messenger RNA of Diaporthe citri, 1461 nucleotides long. RefSeq lists its product as uncharacterized. Gene Ontology annotation, molecular function: heme binding; oxidoreductase activity, acting on paired donors, with incorporation or reduction of molecular oxygen, reduced flavin or flavoprotein as one donor, and incorporation of one atom of oxygen; iron ion binding. The record is from RefSeq and is a predicted model, not a curated record. Lineage: Eukaryota; Fungi; Ascomycota; Sordariomycetes; Diaporthales; Diaporthaceae. The transcript has 3 exons. Bases 1 to 1461 code for a protein of 486 amino acids.
AUGGCAGUGUUCUCUCUACAGGUCGUUGUGGCUGCGGUAGCCAUAAAUAACGAGGACAUCUUUACUAUCUUGGCCGACAGCUACGACAAGAAUGGUACCACUUUUGAAUCACCUGGUCUAUUCACCGGCUCUAGGCUCAACACUAUCGACCCAGCCAACAUCCAGGCCAUCUUGGCCUCGCAGUUUCAGGACUUCGAGCUAGGCCAACAACUUAACAGACGAUUACUUCUGGGGAGAUGUAUUUUCACCGAAGAUGGGCCGUUCUGGGAGCACUCGCGCGCCAUGUUCAAACCACAGUUUGCAAGAGAACAGAUUAACAACCUCCGAGAGACAGAGUUGGCCGUUCAAGAGCUAUUUAGGGCCUUGCCACUCAUCGGCGUAGAGUGCGAGAGUGGCAACAGCGCCGAGGUCGACAUAUUACCAAUGUUCUAUCGCUUCACCAUGGACACGGCCACCAAGUUCCUGUUUGGUGAGAGCGUGAAGACGCAAAUGAGCGCGGCCACGGGAGACUCGGGGAAACUGACCAGCGCCGCCAGCUCACUUGCUGCCGAGUUUGGCCCUGAGCUGAACUUUGCCGAUGCCCUCUCCGAGGCACAGCUGUGGAUCACGCAGCGCAUCCGCCUCCAAGGCCUGCAUUGGCUGAUACCGAGCAAGCGGGGCCGCAUGGCCAACGCCUUUGUGCGCAAAUUCGCCGCUCAUUACGUCCAGCUGGCACUGAAAGCCGCCACCGACAACAAAACGUCAACGAGGCCAUCGUCGUGGACUGCGAGUUACAGCCUCCUCGAGGCUCUCAUCGAGUCCACACGGGACCCAGACGAGCUCCGCGACCAGAUCCUUGGCCUGCUCCUCGCAGGCCGCGACACCACAGCCUCGCUACUGUCCUGGACGGUACUCCUCCUGGCACGCCAUCCGGACAAGUUCGCCAAGCUGCGCGCCGCGGCGCUGGAGCAGUUUGGCCCGUGCACCGCAGACACAUCCAACAUCACCUUCGAGACGCUCAAGUCGUGCCGGUAUCUACAGCUCACCCUGCGCGAGGCGUUGCGCCUGUACGACCCAAGCCCGGCUAAUGUGCGCUUCGCGGCUCGCGAUACCACGCUCCCCCGCGGGGGAGGGCCGGACGGCAAGGCGCCCAUCUUCGUCCCCAAGGGCAAGACUGUCAGCUUCGUGCUGCACUUACUGCACAGGCGCAAGGACCUGUGGGGCCCGGAUGCUGAUGAGUUCAAGCCGGAACGGUGGGAGAAGAAGAAGAUGGACUGGAACUUUGUACCGUUUAGCGGCGGACCUCGAAUCUGCCUCGGGCAGCAAUACGCUCUGACCGAGGCGGGCUACUUGAUUGUGCGAAUGCUCCAGAGGUUUGAGAAGAUCGAGUGGCUUGGUGGGGAAGAUGAGCCAAGAAAGACGAUCACGUUCACAAUGCAGCCGAGGGACGGGGUUCCUGUGCGACUUACGUACGCAAAGUAG